GAGAGAGAGAGAGAGGGGUGGGGGAGAGCGGAGUUGUCUUAUGGUUCUUUUCUGUGGCUGCAGUUGAUGCAGCAGAAGGGGAGGGUUAAUAAUCGCCAGUCUCGGAGCUUCUCUAGAUCUCGCCUCGCCGUCGAGGGAUCUUAACCAUCUCGAAUUCCCUGCAUUCCGCAGCAAGAAAGAGAGAUUAUUGUCAUUAAACAAUGUCUUCUCCUACCAAUGCCGUCGUCAAUGGGGGAGAGGAGCGCGAGGUCCAGAAGAUCUACUGGAUAGAGCACUCCAAGGAACUCACUGUGGAGGCGAUGAUGCUCGACUCCCAUGCCUCUGAACUCGACAAAGAAGAGAGGCCCGAGGUCCUGUCUUUGCUUCCACCUUACAAGGGAAAGUCAGUCUUGGAGCUAGGGGCUGGCAUUGGUCGUUUUACUGGCGAACUAGCUAAAGAAGCUGGUCAUGUUCUGGCUUUGGACUUCAUUGAAAGUGUGAUUGAGAAGAAUGAGAGUUUGAAUGGGCACUAUAAGAAUACAAGCUUUAUGUGUGCUGAUGUAUCAUCUCCAGACUUGUCUAUUGAAGCAGAUUCUUUUGAUCUGAUAUUCUCAAAUUGGUUACUAAUGUAUCUUUCUGAUAAAGAGGUGGAAAAACUGGUGGAAAGGAUGGUAAAAUGGCUGAAGGUUGGUGGUUACAUCUUCUUUAGAGAAUCUUGCUUCCACCAAUCCGGUGACUCGAAAAGGAAAGUCAACCCAACACAUUACCGGGAGCCAAGUUUUUAUACAAAGGUUUUUAAGGGGUGCCAUGCGUAUGAUGUCCAAGGAAACUCCUUUGAACUUUCUCUUAUCACAUGUAAGUGCAUUGCAGCUUAUGUGAAGAACAAGAAAAAUCAAAAUCAGAUCUGUUGGAUAUGGCAAAAAAUCAAGUCAGAUAAUGACAGGGGUUUCCAGCUAUUCUUAGACAAUGUACAAUAUAAAAGCAGUGGAAUUUUACGAUAUGAGCGCAUCUUUGGAGAUGGUUUUGUGAGCACGGGAGGAAUUGAGACUACGACAGAGUUUGUGGCAAAGCUUGACCUUAAGCCUGGACAGAAGGUCCUUGAUGUUGGAUGUGGCAUUGGGGGAGGUGACUUUUAUAUGGCUGAGAACUUUGAUGUAGAAGUGGUUGGGAUAGAUCUUUCGAUAAAUAUGAUAUCCUUUGCACUUGAACGUGCAAUUGGACGCAAAUGCUCAGUAGAGUUUGAGGUUGCUGACUGCACAAAGAAAACAUAUCCAGAUAACACAUUUGAUGUUAUAUACAGCCGUGAUACAAUCCUUCAUAUACAGGAUAAACCAUCAUUGUUCAAAGGCUUUUUUAAGUGGUUGAAACCAGGGGGUAAGGUUCUUAUUAGUGAUUACUGCAAGAAAUCAGGGACUCCGUCAGAAGAUUUUGCAGCGUAUAUUAAGCAAAGAGGGUAUGAUCUCCAUGACGUCGAUGAUUAUGGCCAGAUGCUAAGGGAUGCUGGAUUUCAUGAAGUCAUUGCCGAAGACAGGACAAAUCAGUUUUUAGAGGUUCUUCAGAAGGAACUGGAUGCUGUCGAGAAGGAUAAGGAAGCAUUCAUACAUGAUUUCUCACAGGAAGACUAUGACGAGAUUGUGAGUGGCUGGAAGGCAAAGCUUAAGAGAAGUUGGACUGGUGAACAGAGAUGGGGCCUGUUCAUUGCGAAAAAGAAUUGAAAUGGAACUACAAGUAACUUGCUAACGUGGUGCCCGGGUUUAAUGAUCUCUGUUCAUGAGAAAAGCUUUAUGUUCAGCUACUUGAACUUUAUUUCAGAAUUAUGUUCAAGCUGAAUUAAUCUGCCCUAAGACUGGAUGCUGUCAGUCAACCCCAGGAUUCUUAUAUGUAGUAAUUGAAGUCCCUGAGACUGUGUGCUGUUAGUCAACCCCAGCAUUGUUAUUAUGUCUACUAUUUGAAGCAUGCUAGCUGAUGGAAUCUAGUACAAUGCCUCUUAAUAUUUUCUUCUUUUUCUUAUUAAUGCACUUUGAAAUUAUGAACUGAACUUUUCCGGCAGCAA
Musa acuminata subsp. malaccensis (wild Malaysian banana) is the source of this 2032-nucleotide messenger RNA. RefSeq names its product phosphoethanolamine N-methyltransferase. Lineage: Eukaryota; Viridiplantae; Streptophyta; Magnoliopsida; Zingiberales; Musaceae. The record is from RefSeq and is a predicted model, not a curated record. Gene Ontology annotation, molecular function: phosphoethanolamine N-methyltransferase activity. Gene Ontology annotation, biological process: phosphatidylcholine biosynthetic process.